Thrips palmi is the source of this 568-nucleotide messenger RNA. RefSeq names its product irregular chiasm C-roughest protein-like. Lineage: Eukaryota; Metazoa; Arthropoda; Insecta; Thysanoptera; Thripidae. Gene Ontology annotation, biological process: cell-cell adhesion. The coding region runs from base 80 to 568 and encodes 162 amino acids. The record is from RefSeq and is a predicted model, not a curated record. Gene Ontology annotation, cellular component: cell-cell junction. The transcript is spliced from 5 exons. Gene Ontology annotation, molecular function: cell adhesion molecule binding.
GACGGCGCGGCUAGCGCGGCUAGCCCGAGGGCCGGCCUGCGGGCGCCUGCAGGCCUACAGGGGCGCAAAGGAAGCAGUCAUGGUGCCGCGCAUCCUGCUCGCCCUGCUGCCGCUGCUGCUGCACAAUGCGGCGGCACAGCGCCAGCAGUCCUUCCGGGUGACGCCCUACAACACGAGGGUCGUGGAGGGCCGGGAGGCGCGGCUGCCCUGCGAGGUGGACCACCAGCAGGGCUCCGUGCAGUGGACCAAGGACGGCUUCGCGCUCGGGUACGCGUCGGUGAUCCCCGGCUUCCCCCGCUACGCCAUGCUGGGCGACGCCUCCCGCGGCGUCUACAACCUGCGCAUCUCCAACGCCUCCCUGGAGGACGACGCCGAGUUCCAGUGCCAGGUGGGGCCCAAGGGCCGCAUCGCCGCCAUCAGGGCCAACGCCACCCUCACCGUGCUAUCUGGGCGUCUUGAAAUAGUUAACAGAAACUGGGCGUUUUCUCAAAAAUGUGCAGACUACUUGGUGCACACUGAAAAGCACAGAAAAGGUUCACCGCUCAACUCCAGUGUUCCUGCUUUAUAG